GCAUGCGUGCAUGCGACAGAGUGCGUCGAGGGAGUGGGUGGGGGCCUUGGCAGGCCUCCAGCCACCUUGCCAGUCUCUGCCCAGGGCUUUUCGCGCAGUGGCGAGGAGGGACGCUGAACUGUGGGAUUUGGCGCUCGGCGUCACCCCGCCAGCCCAUCCGUACACGAUCCCCAGGCGAGUCCGUAGCCAUUUUGGCUCAAGGCUGGUCUGACACAGGCCACCCUAGCUUUCAAGCCCGCACGUGCCGGCCCCUGCCCAGGGGACCUCCCGGCAGCUUCGCCCCGGACAAGGAAGGCCGAGCCAUGGCCAUGUCGGCCCAGGACGCUCCGAGGGGCAUGGCCGAGGCGAUGAAGCAGGCCGAGGCAGGCAUGGCGCUCUUCAAGGACAAGGCCGAGGUGCAGGUGGACAAGCCUGCCGCGGAGGCCUUCAAGGCAUCGCACGAGGCCCUGCUGGCAGAGAUGCAGAAGGUCAUCGACUCGCUGACCGGCAAGGACAACAAGAAGGAGCGCACCGCGAAGAGCAAGGAGCUGUCGGAGCUCAAGGUCGACAAGCAGUACAUCGACGCCUGCAAGGUGGCGAAGGGCCUGGAGCCCGUGAGCGGCUUCUUCUCCGUGGCGUCCGCGGGGCCGGAGGAGCCGGCCUCGAAGCCGGCGGCCGCCGAGGCGCCGGCCGAGAGGCUGGACCCCGACGCGAAGAAGGCCGCGAGGCCGGCGAAGAAGGCGGAGAGCGCGGGGCUGAGCCAGGCGGAGAAGAAGGAGCUGGACCAGAUCAAGAGCGACAUCGUGUCGCGCAAGGCCCAGCUGAAGGAGGAGGGGAUGAGCGGCGGCCAGCAGAACAAGGACGCGCAGAUCGUGGCGUGGGUCGCUCGCAUGAACGAGCUCAAGGAGAAGGAGUGCCCGGGGAGCACGCAGAAGCCCGACAAGAAGGAGGAGAAGAAGAAGAAGACCCUUGGCUCCGACAUGCAGAAGGCGGCGGACGCGCUGAGGCAGGAGAUCGACGAGUACAAGACCAAGCUCAAGUCGGAGUUCGGCUACUCCAACAAGGAAAUCAAGGCCGACCCCGAUCUGGCAGACAUGGAGGCGAGGCUGCAGGCGAUCGAGAAGUAGCGCGGCACGGUGGCGACUGGGGCCGUGGUGUUUACGUUGCGGGCUCAUUCUUUCAAGUGCAUAACAAACGAAUAGUUCGGUAUCGCAAUGCGUCCAACUUGCCCUGCGAUUGUACAUUGUCCCUCCCGCGGGAGGAAGCGCACGGUUUUAGUUUAACCGACAGCCCUGCUCGUUUCAAGCCUGGGCGACGGGCAACGCGAUUCCCGUCUCCCGGCACCUGCUAGCAGCCAGUUUCAAGUACGCACGGCUGUAAGCGCGACACUCCCUUUUUUGGUGAGCGUGCGUCGCAAAAA
Molecule: messenger RNA, 1399 nt
Organism: Prorocentrum cordatum
Lineage: Eukaryota; Dinophyceae; Prorocentrales; Prorocentraceae
Source: the annotation of a GenBank genome assembly